AUGUCUAAUCCAGCUUGGAAAUAUGGUAAAAGAGCAAGUGAGACCAAUAGGAAUAAAGUCACAUGUAUUUUGUGUGGCUUGACGUUUAAUAGCGGAAUUUCUUGCCAUAAACAUCUUCUUGGGAAUAGUACUGAAGUGCAACAAUGUAAGAAAUGUCCAAAUGAGGUGAGACAAGAAAUUAAAGACUAUGUUGAGCGAAAAAAGGACCUGAAAUGCCAAAUGUUAUCUCCUAAACAAGCUACUGAUCUUGAUGAUGAUGAAAUGGAGGAAGGAGAAGCUGCAGUUUCUUCAAGUUAUGUAUCAACGGGUACAAAAGGUCCAAUAGAUACUUACUAUCCGUUGAAGCCAGGAAAUGAAUCGGGAAAAAGUGGUAAAAUUUUGCAGGUUGUGGCCAAGGGAAUUUUGAGGGAUCGUGCUGUUAUGGCCUUUUCAAGGUGGAUGUAUGAUGCAGGGCUGCCUUUUAAUUGUGUCAAUUAUGACACUUUUGCAGACAUGAUCAAGGCCAUAGGCCAAUAUGGUCCGGGGAUGAAGCCACCCACUUAUCACGAGGUUAGUGUCGUUUAUUUAAAUAAAGAAGUGGAAGAAACACAAAAAAUUGUCGAGGAGCAUCGGGUGGAAUGGAACAAGUUCGGAUGUUCCAUUAUGAUGGAUAAAUGGACAGCAAGAACCGGAAAAAUGAUCAUAAAUGUAUUGGUCAAUUUUCCGAGAGCAAGCUUAUUUCUUGAUUCAAUUGAUGCCAGCGACACUGAUUCCAUUGAGAUGUUCUCUUUGUUUAAGAGUACCAUAGAGAAGAUUGGACCAGAGAACGUUGUCCAAGUG
Molecule: messenger RNA, 819 nt
Organism: Capsicum annuum
Lineage: Eukaryota; Viridiplantae; Streptophyta; Magnoliopsida; Solanales; Solanaceae
Exons: 2
Source: RefSeq, a predicted model, not a curated record